AGUAGAGCUAGAUUCUAGGCAUGCCUUGCCAUUAAUCAACCUUGUGACCUUGAGAAAGUCACUCAGCAUGCCUGGUCUCAAUUUCCCAGAUAAUUUGUAAAGUCUUUUUUGAAACCAUGACUAUGGCUGUAUAUAGGAAGUGCAGACAGGAUUGCUCUUUGCCUUAUGGCUUUAGAGGUAAUGUUGAGGAAUAAUUUACAGCUAAUAUGCAGAUAGCAUCCUAGGUGCUCACCACUUAAUGCAGUUCCCACACAACCAAAAGGUCUUUUAACAAAUCAUAUUCAUUGAAAAUGAUAGUCACCAUCUGGACAGUUCUUCUGGAGGUUACAGCUAAACUGGUUUGAAGAUGCUUUCUCUUCUUAAUAAUACCCUGUUGUGAUUGUCUUUUGCCAAGGUUCUGUGACUCCCCCACCAGUGACUUGGAAAUGCGCAAUGGUCGGGGUAGAGGCAAACGCAUGCGUCCCAACAGUAACACACCUGUCAACGAGACAACCACAGCCUCUGACAGCAAAGGGGCUGGCAGCAGCAGCAAAACCCGAGCAGGAGCCAAUAGCAAAGGUCGUCGAGGCAGCCAAAAUUCUUCAGAGCAUCGCCCGUCUGCCAGCAGUACCUCUGAGGAUGUCAAGGCCAGCCCUUCCUCAGCUAAUAAGCGGAAAAGCAAACCCCUUUCAGACAUGGAGCUAAAUUCUAGCUCAGAGGACUCCAAAGGGAGCAAGCGCGUUCGUACAAAUUCCAUGGGCUCAGCCACUGGCCCCCUCCCUGGGACCAAGGUAGAAGCCACUGUUUUGGACAGAAAUUGUCCCUCCCCAGUCCUGAUUGACUGUCCCCACCCAAACUGCAACAAGAAAUACAAGCACAUCAAUGGACUUAAAUAUCACCAAGCUCAUGCCCAUACAGAUGAUGACAGCAAGCCAGAAGCGGAUGGAGACAGUGAGUAUGGAGAGGAGCCCGCUCUCCAUGCAGAUCUUGGGAGCUGCAAUGGUGCAUCUGUCUCACAAAAAGGUUCCUUGUCCCCUGCCCGUUCAGCUACUCCCAAAGUUCGGCUCAUAGAGCCUCAUAGCCCUUCUCCUUCAAGCAAAUUCAGCACAAAAGGUCUCUGUAAGAAAAAAUUGAGUGGGGAAGGGGACACAGACCUUGGGGCCUUAUCCAAUGAUGGCUCUGAUGAUGGACCCUCAGUAAUGGAUGAAACAAGCAAUGAUGCCUUUGAUUCUUUGGAAAGAAAGUGUAUGGAAAAAGAAAAAUGUAAAAAACCCUCUAGUUUGAAACCUGAAAAAAUUCCUUCCAAGAGCUUGAAGUCAGCUCGGCCCAUUGCCCCUGCCAUCCCCCCGCAGCAAAUCUAUACCUUCCAGACAGCCACUUUCACAGCAGCAAGCCCAGGCUCCUCCUCAGGCUUGACCACCACAGUGGUCCAAGCCAUGCCCAACAGUCCCCAGCUCAAGCCCAUUCAGCCCAAACCCACUGUUAUGGGAGAACCUUUCACAGUCAACCCUGCCUUGACUCCUGCCAAGGACAAGAAAAAGAAAGACAAAAAAAAGAAGGAAUCUUCAAAGGAACUUGAAAAUCCUCUGACCCCUGGGAAGGUAUGUCGAGCAGAAGAAGGCAAAAGCCCAUUCAGGGAAUCAUCAGGAGAUGGGAUAAAAAUGGAGGGGCUCCUAAAUGGCUCAUCAGACCCUCACCAAAGCCGACUGGCUAGCAUCAAGGCUGAAGCUGACAAGAUCUACAGCUUCACGGACAAUGCCCCCAGCCCUUCAAUAGGAGGCAGUAGCCGCCUAGAUAGCACUACCCCUACCCAGCCCCUGACUCCCUUACAUGUAGUGACCCAGAACGGAGCUGAAGCCAGCUCGGUCAAAACUAAUAGCCCUGCGUACUCCGAUAUCUCUGACGCUGGGGAGGAUGGGGAGGGCAAGGUAGACAGUGUCAAAUCGAAGGACCCUGAACAGUUGGUUAAGGAAGGGGCUAAGAAAACUCUUUUCCCCCCUCAGCCGCAGAGCAAAGAUUCACCAUAUUACCAAGGCUUUGAGAAUUACUACUCUCCAAGUUAUGCACAGUCCAGCCCAGGGGCUCUGAACCCCAGCAGCCAGGCAGGAGUGGAGAGUCAGGCCCUGAAGACAAAAAAGGAUGAGGAGCCGGAGAGCAUAGAGGGGAGAGUGAAGAACGAUGUCUGUGAGGAAAAGAAAGCCGAGCUGAGCAGUUCCAGUCAGCAGCCCUCUGUCAUCCAGCAGCGUCCCAGCAUGUACAUGCAGUCCCUGUACUACAACCAGUAUGCCUACGUGCCCCCUUAUGGCUACAGCGACCAAAGUUACCACACCCACCUCCUGAGCACUAACACGGCAUACCGGCAGCAGUAUGAAGAACAGCAGAAGCGGCAGAGCUUGGAGCAGCAGCAGCGAGGACUGGACAAGAAGGCAGAGAUGGGCCUGAAGGAGCGGGAGGCAGCACUCAAGGAAGAGUGGAAACAAAAGCCGUCAAUUCCACCAACUCUUACCAAGGCCCCCAGCCUGACAGACCUGGUGAAGUCAGGACCCGGCAAGGCCAAGGAGCCAGGGGUGGACCCUGCCAAAUCAGUCAUCAUUCCCAAGUUAGAUGACUCCUCAAAGCUCCCCAGCCAGGCCCCUGAAGGCCUUAAAGUGAAGCUGAGCGAGGCCAGCCACCUAGGCAAGGAGGCUUCUGAGGCUAAGUCAGGCACUGAGUGCAGCCGACAGGCAGAGGUGGAUCCAAUACUCUGGUACCGACAGGAGGCAGAGCCCCGGAUGUGGACAUAUGUUUAUCCUGCCAAGUACUCAGACAUCAAGUCAGAGGAUGAGCGGUGGAAAGAGGAGCGGGACCGCAAAUUGAAGGAGGAAAGGAGCCGGAGUAAGGACUCUGUCCCCAAGGAGGAUGGGAAGGAAAGCACAAGCAGUGACUGCAAGCUGCCCACAUCUGAAGAGUCCCGCCUUGGGAGCAAGGAGCCCCGACCAAGCGUCCAUGUGCCUGUGUCCUCCCCCCUCACCCAGCACCAGUCCUACAUCCCCUACAUGCAUGGCUACUCCUACAGCCAGUCCUAUGACCCCAACCACCCCAGCUACCGGGGCAUGCCUGCUGUGAUGAUGCAGAACUACCCAGGUUCCUAUUUGCCUUCCAGCUACUCCUUCUCCCCAUAUGGCAGCAAGGUCUCAGGUGGUGAAGAUGCCGACAAGGCACGAGCCAGCCCCAGUGUCAGUUGCAAAUCCAGCUCAGAGUCCAAAGCCCUGGACAUCUUGCAGCAGCAUGCCAGUCACUACAAGAGCAAGUCUCCAACGAUAAGUGAUAAAACUUCUCAGGAGAGAGAUCGGGGAGGCUGUGGGGUAGUUGGGGGUGGUGGCAGCUGUAGCAGCGUCGGGGGAGCAGGUGGAGGUGAACGGAGUGUCGACCGGCCUCGCACCUCCCCUUCUCAGCGUCUGAUGUCCACACACCACCACCACCACCACUUGGGGUACUCAUUGCUCCCAGCACAGUACAACUUACCAUAUGCAGCAGGGCUUUCUUCUACAGCCAUUGUUGCCAGCCAGCAAGGCUCCACUCCAUCACUCUACCCACCCCCCAGGAGGUGAGAAUGAAUACCAAGUGCCCGGAUAAAGUCAGCUCCACGGGCCCGGACUGGCUCACCCGAGGAGGUGCUGGAGGUGCCAAUCAGACAUCAGUUAAAUGGUGUUGAUCAUCCUGUUUGCCAUUCCUACCAUGACCGAAGGCAGACCCUUGGCUAUCUCACCUCCACCAGACUCCUGGACUCCCCAACCCUCCCUCUUCCUCAGGAGCUGGAGAGCUGGUACUUAGCAAAAAUAUUUAUUCUUUCGGCCACAAUCAUGAUUGUUGUGGCCUCUGUGGAGAGGAAGGCACAGGGAGCAACCAGGGGAACAUGGCCUCAGCCCAGAGAAGUCACUGCUCUGUUCCCCAAGCCCCUGGUCUGCUGCUGGAGCAGUACCAACCCCCCACCGAGGAGGGACCCCCAAGCACUGGGUAAGGUCUGAAGACAGCACAGCAGCCAUACCCCUCUCACCAUCAUUACCACCAUCACCAGAUCCUACAUCUCCCCAGUGGUUUGGGCCCUGGGAAUUGGCAGCAUGUGGAGGAAUUAGAAUCUCAGGAAAGAAAUUGGGGCUGUUUUCUCUGUUAUUGUGAAAACAAGGUCUUCAAACAUGGAGACUUCUCCCCUCUUACAUGAGCACAUAUAAAUGCUCAGAGCCUAGCCUGGAAAGGAAGACCAAGACAUUUGCCCCACCACAGCCUUGAGCUACCUGUCAGGCAGAGGGCAGGGUUCCAACACCAGCAUAGGGUUCCCCAGGGAUACUGGGAGGAAGCUGGAGCUGGAGCAUGAAUGGAGUCAAUGAAGUGGAACCUGCAUCCCCACUAAGUCCUGCUGCUUCUUAUCCCCCAACUCCUUGACCUUUUCUCUUCCUUCUGACCCCUUGGUGCCUUUCCCGAGGGGUUCCCCACACUGAUCUUGCAUCUUUUUCUCCACUGCUUGGCUCUUCAGACUCAGGCAGAUAAAAUGGUAUUCCACCCCCAGCAUGGGGAACCUAGGAGUCUGCCAGGUCAUCCCUAGGGUAAGGCCCAGAAGACAGGCCCUUGGAGCACCCAGCAGUUCCUGCAGAUGUCCUGUCCAUUCAGCCAUCUAUCUUCCUUAUUUAGGGCCAUAAAUAUAUACAUCCCAACUCCUCUGUCUACAAGUACACGAUUUUAUAUAGCUCAAUCUAUAACCUCCAUGUGUGCCAAUAUAAGCCGUGUUUCUUUGUAACACACGUUUUUGUUUUAGGGGUCACUGUCCAUGGGAGGUUAUUUAGACCCUGGGGUAACACAUCCAAGCCAUUACUCAUUGGAGCCACAGAGUGUACUGAGUGGAGCUCUGCUUAGGGGCAGCAGACACUUCUCUGCUCUCCUUAAAAAUGCAGUCUCCCAGUCCAAGCUUUAUGCUCUUUGCACUGGGAAAGUGAUGAUUCGGUAGCUUUAUUGGAGUCACUUCUUCCCCAAGGUGUGGGGAGCUUUAGGUAUCACCGCUUUGUUCUCCUCCCAUCCUAUCUUUCCUUGACCUUCUGGACUGAGACAGAGAAAGACUCACAGAUACCAGCCUAGGCUAGAGAUGGGUGUUUGUGACCAGAGUGCCAAAAGUGACAAUUUAAGACCAGGAACGUGGUUCUGACUCAGUUUGGAGAACGGGGAGGUGGGGGGCAGUAAGCACAAUGCCCAGGAGAGGUUGGUCUCAAGAAUCCUGGAGCUUAUGAUAGACUUAGGGUCAUCUGCCGACGAGGAACCCCUCUGACCUACAGACCCUUCCCCUAGGUUUCUAUGUCCCAACCUCAAGUUGGUUUCUGAGCCUUCCCAAAAAACUCAUUGUUUUAGACCUCUUGGUAGGUCCCCAAGCAGCCUCCUCCCUACACCCAUCAUUCCCUCUGCCUUCUGCUGCUCCAGGGGGCAGUGCUCUGAGCAGUGACUUCCCUUCCAUCCAUGGAAGUAGCUGGUGUGCACACUUUCACCCCACCUGACCUGAGUCACCCCUACCAAGAGGGUGACUGAAUUUGAACCUGAUUAUGUCCUCCAAGGCUCCUGUGGGGUGGAGCCAAGGGCACAUCUCUGUUCCUGUUUGUUUUUAAAUAUUGUUGUGUGUUUUGUAUCUGUGGCGCUGACCUACAGCGGGCUGUGUACAUAUUGUAAAGAAACCAUUUGGAAUAAUUUGUUUCCUCAUCGGGCAGGCAUGACCAACAUUCCUGCCCUUUCCACUUUGUUCUGUAACUCAGAGAGGAGGAACUUCUGAAUUAGAAGGGCAGCCUUGGAUUCUGCAGAAGGGAACAGUUUUUUCUUUUUUUCUUAAAAAACAUUUGGCUUUUUCAUCCUUAUAUCCAUGUCUCGAAGAGUAGGACCUGCCCAGAAGAGCAGGUGAAAGCAACAGUGGCAGAAUGGCACUGCCUUCCCCUGGUGCCUGAUACUCCUGAUCCCUGAUCCUUGCUGGGUCCAAUUCUCCCUCCCUGAAAUAACAUGAAGCAGCAGCACCUUUGGAGAUCCUUGACAAGUGCUGAUUGAAAAAUUCGCUGGCACCUCCAGCCUCUCUACAUGGGAAAGAGUAUCAGGUGGGGGCAACCUGUGGCCCCCCCCCGACCUAGUCAGAGGGAUAAGACCUCAACAAGGAUCCCCACCCCACCCCACCUCAUAAGCAAAGGCUGGAAAAGUUUGCUACUAAGGGCCCAGACCGCCAGACCAAAACUCUCUGAGCCACCCCUGCCUGGGCCCUCAUAAGCAUCGCUCGUUGGGCUCCCUGUAGAGAAGCUAAAGGGAAAGAGCCUCAUCCCCAGGUAGGACAGUCAUGGCUUAGAGAGCUACUCUUGAAGAUUCACAUCUGCUUCUCUCAUUUAAGGUGUGCCAGUUCCCUUUAUCCCCUUUCCCUGCCUUGUACAUGUAUGUAUACAUGUAUGAAAUUUCUUUCUCUUACCCGCUCUCUCCAUGAAUCUCAAGGUCAAAAGAACCACAUGCAGAAGGGUAAGAGAGCACUCUAUGAAAUGAAGUGGUGAUUUCUUGAAUUUCUUCUCUCCAGGCUCCAAGGUGGGAGGGGAGGGCUUAGCUUAGGGAGUUGGGGGUUAAGAUCUGCAGAAGGGCUAGAGAAUUGUAUACAGGCUUGGAGGCCAUCCAUGUCACUUAUUAUCCCAUAUACCCUAUCACCAUCCCAGUGUCUACUCUGAUGCCCCCAAGAUUCAACUGGGCAGCUAGUUGGCCCCAUAAUUCUGGGCCUUUGUCAUUUAUUACUAGGGCAUCCCAGUAAACUUUCCAAUCAUUCCCUGCCAUGAGCCCUUCCUAGGAUCAAGCCCCUCCCAGGCCCUGUCCCCAGCCCCUCCUGCCCCAGCCCACCCGCUUGCCUUGGUGCUCAGCCCCCCCGUUGGGAGCAGGUUGGGGCGAGCUGGAGGCCCGGGCUGGAGGGGCAGUGUUGCUGUUCAUAGCUUUUGUUCCAUUGGAGUUGCUCUGUUGAAUUUAAUUUCAGUCUUCCUGAUUCUUCCCUUCUGUAAAGUGUACAUUACCAAUUUCCUUGUUUUUUUAUAUAUAUAUAUAAAUAUAUAUAUAUACAAACUGUACUCUUUUUGCCUUUGUACAUUCAGGCAAGAAGAGAAAAUAAAUCUUUUUAAGAGACAAUCACAAAUCUGUGAGGGCUGCUGAUUAUUUCUUCUGGAGUUUGCUGCUGAGCUGCCUCCUCCUUCCUCCCAACUUUUCUCUUCUCCCUCAGCUUUCCUGAUUUUCCUCGUCCUGCUCCAUAUGCAUCCUCAGCUUCACCUUCCCUGGCUGAUGGCAAGCUGUUGAAUCCGGUGUCCAGAUUACCUGCCCUGUAGUCCUUUACUGCCCAGUGUUGUUUUCUGGCUCGGCCACUGGCUUAGCUCAGGAGUUUUAUCCUGUGCCCUGGCCUCUCCUCUCUUCACCCUUAGAUCCCAUUCACCAAAGUGGCUUUGGACCCCUGGGUACUCUGGGACCUAUCUCCCGGAGGCCCUGGUAUUGGACACUCACCUGUGAAACUAUGCAGCUGGGAGCUCUGUGCCUAAGCGUUUGCACUAUUUAAACCUGCCUGGGAGUUAGGACAGAUGGCUUUUAGGAAUGAGUAGAAAACUAUCCCCAACCUUCCCCCCGACAUUCCAGCCUCCAAGGUGCUCUGAUCCGGAGCGCAGAGGAUCAUUCCUGGCUGGUAGACUCCUGUGGUUACCCCAUCAGAACAAGGGCUAAGGGUUUAUGGGUCAAGAACAUUUAAUUGUAAUUCAAAACAUAGUACAUUCUGAAACACAACCCAACCAGACCAUUGUUUGGCUUCUCUCUCUUUUCCUCUUCUUUCCUCCUCCCCUUUUUUCCCCUUUCUUUCUACUUCCUCUUCUUAAUAGGCUUUGGAACUGAAAUAUAUUUUUAAAUUAUUUGUUGUAUUUAUUGAAUAAAGUUUUUAAAUGUC
Messenger RNA from Galeopterus variegatus (Sunda flying lemur), 7927 nucleotides. RefSeq names its product zinc finger protein 609 (gene ZNF609). Bases 426 to 3569 code for a protein of 1047 amino acids. Gene Ontology annotation, biological process: regulation of transcription by RNA polymerase II. The transcript is spliced from 6 exons. Gene Ontology annotation, cellular component: nucleus. NCBI's taxonomy places the organism in Eukaryota, Metazoa, Chordata, Mammalia, Dermoptera, Cynocephalidae. The record is from RefSeq and is a predicted model, not a curated record.